GCGAAAUCAUAUAAAAAGCUAAACCAGAACCUAUUAUUUAUAAACGAAAACUUUUAUUUCCAAACACAGUUUUAUCUCAAGGAUGUUGAAUCGUCGUGCCAUUGCAUUGGUUGGUGGACGUUUGUUGCCGACAAUCUCUCUUCGUGCUUCCACUACGCAGGUCGAACCGCCUCAAAGUACGAAUUCCGUGAUUCGAAACAAGACAUGGGGAUGGGGCAGUAAUGAGCUCAACAAGCUCAGCUUCCUUGACUUGGCGGAGACAUGUGCGAAGAAAGGGGACGAGUUAUAUAUUCGAGAGUAUGGACACGGCACACCGGUGUGGUCAGUCGACGACGUGCAAAAAGUUCAGAUUAACCAUAAGAAGCCAAAGGGUGUGGUCGACCAUAUCGCAUACCGUGUCGUACGACUUAUGCGCUGGGCAUUCGACACCUUCUCUAUGUAUCGUAUCGGUCGCGUGACUGAGCGCAAGGUAGUCAACCGAUGCCUCUUUCUUGAGACUGUUGCAGCGGUGCCGGGCAUGGUGGGUGGCAUGUUGCGUCAUUUCAAGUCGUUGCGUCGCAUGGAGCGUGAUCAUGGUUGGAUUCAAACCCUCCUCGACGAAGCAGAGAACGAGCGUAUGCAUCUAAUGACUUUCAUCGAGAUGCGGCAGCCCGGGCUUUUCUUCCGCCUGUGUGUUUUGGCCGCGCAGGGGAUCGUGUUCAAUCUUCUCUUCUUCCUUUACAUGGUAUGCCCGCGGUUUGUACAUCGCUUUGUGGGGUAUCUUGAAGAAGAGGCCGUUAUCACCUAUACGUCAAUAUUGGAGCACUUGGACAAGGGUGAGCUUGGAGGAAUCAGCUCCCAUGUGCCCCUGAUUGCCAAGCAGUACUGGAGUUUGCCCAGCGAUGCCUCUUUCCGCGACCUGAUUGCGGUAAUCCGCGCUGAUGAGGCAGAGCAUCGUGUUGUGAACCAUACCUUUGCUGAUAUGCACCUCCACCGCCUGGAGAAUGCACCCAAUCCUUUCAACCUCCUGAAAGGCGAAAACACUCCCUAA
Phytomonas sp. EM1 is the source of this 1030-nucleotide messenger RNA. NCBI's taxonomy places the organism in Eukaryota, Euglenozoa, Kinetoplastea, Trypanosomatida, Trypanosomatidae. The record is from the annotation of a GenBank genome assembly.